This is a messenger RNA of Erinaceus europaeus (western European hedgehog), 1575 nucleotides long. It is a transcript of the gene MRPL10, whose product is annotated as mitochondrial ribosomal protein L10. Gene Ontology annotation, biological process: translation. The record is from RefSeq and is a predicted model, not a curated record. Gene Ontology annotation, molecular function: structural constituent of ribosome. The coding region runs from base 85 to 873 and encodes 262 amino acids. The transcript has 5 exons. Gene Ontology annotation, cellular component: mitochondrial large ribosomal subunit. NCBI's taxonomy places the organism in Eukaryota, Metazoa, Chordata, Mammalia, Eulipotyphla, Erinaceidae.
CCGCCCGCAGCCGCCGGCCCCGACUUCCCACAAUCCUCAGCUCUUCCCGUCGCUCCAGGCUCACUUUCCGCUCUUCCGGUGGCGAUGGCCGCGGCUGUCUCUGGGGUUCUACGACGCUGUCUCCUUCCCCAGGCGGGUCGGCUCCCUACCCUCCAGAAUGUCCGCUAUGGCUCCAAGGCUGUAACUCGUCACCGUCGAGUGAUGCACUUUGAGAGACAGAAGCUGAUGGCUGUGACUGAAUAUAUCCCUCCCAAACCUGCUGUCAACCCAAGAUGCUUACCACCUCCUCCCAUUUCCCAGAAGGAGGAGACAGGCCUCAUCCGACUCCUUCGGCGUGAGAUAGCAGCAAUUUUUCAGGAUAACCGAAUGAUCGCCGUCUGCCAGAAUGUGGCUCUGAGUGCAGAAGAUAAGCUGCUUCUUCGGCACCAGCUGCGAAAGCACAAGAUUUUGAUGAAGGUCUACCCCAACCAGAUCCUUAAGCCGUUCCUGGAGCAUUCCAAGUACCAAAACCUGCUGCCUCUUUUUGUGGGGCACAACAUGUUGCUGGUCAGUGAAGAGCCCAAGGUCAAGGAGAUGGUACGAAUCUUGAGGAGUGUGCCCUUCCUGCCACUACUAGGUGGCUGCAUUGAUGACACCAUCCUCAGCAGGCAGGGCUUCAUCAACUAUUCCAAGCUUCCCAGCUUAACAUUGGUGCAGGGGCAGCUGGUAGGAGGGCUCACUCUCCUCUUGGCCCAAACCCAUUCCCUGCUUCAGAACCAGCCCCUCCAGAUGAUGGCCCUGCUGGAUCAGUAUGUCAGACAGCAGCACAAGGAGGAUUCUGUCAAGCCAGCUGAUGGGCAGCCAGAUUCUCCUGAUCCUGUUCCAGACUCGUAGCUGGCCUGCUGUUCCCAGCCUGCCCAUAAAAUUCCCUCUCCUUCUGUUGACUGUACCAUCCUCUGUGGAAGAUAUGCAAGAACUGAGUGGGGAUAGCAUUUGUUACCUGGUUUCCACUGACAAUGAUCUCCUCAGAUACCGGGUCCCUUGAAACUUCCACUUCAGAAUGGAAGCUAUUAAUCAAUGUCUUUGUCCCUCAUCAUCCCAACUGGGUCCUAAUAGGAGCAAAGUGUAUUUGCAAGGCAGAGGAGCUAAACAGAGGAAAGUGCCCUGUGUCUCCACUUCCACUGUCCCUUGCUGCAUGGCCAUGCACCUGUCUCCUUGUGUGUCCCACUUGCCAGGACAGUCCAUCUAACUGCUUGGCUAACAGUGGCUUGUUGAGAUUCUGCUGGCCCAUUAUCUGUGAUGACCAAUUUCCAUGUACCAGCUCAUUUGUUUCUCCCCAUAUUAUCCCUGUUUCACGGAAAGGAAAACUAAGGGAUCGAGAAGUAGAAUAACCUGUUCAAGGUCCUGCCAUUAGUUAAGUGGUGGGGCAAGGUCUUGAGCCAGGCUCUCACUGCUUGGGAGAACAUGCCUGGAUUUCUGCACUGGAAUUUAUUCACUUGGGCCCCAGGUGUACUUGGAUGUCAAUUCUCUGCCUUUGGAGUGUGCCACAUUUGGAAAGGUUGGGAACACUGCUUUAUAAUAAAACGAAACUUGUUU